AUGGUGCUUGGAGACUUAGGCAACCGCCUCCGGGACGCCCUCAGCGGCGUCCGCCUGGGCCUGCUGGAAGAGGUCCAGGGGAUGGUCAAGGAGAUCUGCACCGCGUUGCUUGAAGCCGACGUCAACGUCAAAUUGGUGGCGCGCCUCCGCGACGCCAUCAACAAGAAGGUGGCCAAGGAGAUCAGCGACAGUGACAGCGGCCAGAACAAACGGAAAAAGCUCCAGAAAAUCGUGUUUGACGAGUUGUGUGCCCUCGUCGACUCCCACGAAGUACCCCCCAAGCCGAAACGGAUCCUGACCCGCCAGGAACAGAAGCUGGGCCCGCGCAAGAAGAAGGCGCCCCUGCUGUAUGUCAUCAUGUUUGUCGGGCUUCAGGGGGCGGGUAAAACCACCCUGUGUACCAAGUUGGCCGUCUACUAUAAGAAGAGAGGGUACAAGGUCGGGCUUGUCUGUGCGGACACGUUCAGAGCCGGGGCGUUCGACCAGUUGAAGCAGAACGCCACCAAGGCGGGGAUCCCUUACUACGGGUCCUACGUCGAAACCGACCCGGUGAAAAUCUCCCGCGAAGGGGUCGCCAAGUUCAAGAGCGAGAAGUUUGAUAUCAUCAUCGUCGAUACCUCGGGGAGACACCGUCAGGAAGAACUGUUAUUUGAGGAAAUGGUCCAGAUCUCCGAGGCGGUGAACCCGACCCAGACGAUCAUGGUGAUGGACGGGCUGAUCGGGCAGGCGGCCGAGGCCCAGGCGCGGGCGUUUAAGGAGCUGGCGAACUUUGGGCUGAUCAUCUUGACCAAGAUGGACGGCCACGCUAAAGGUGGUGGUGCCAUUUCCGCGGUGGCUGCCACUCAGACCCCCAUCGUAUUUAUCGGUACCGGGGAACACAUCCAAGAUUUCGAGCCGUUCUCGCCGCUGCUGUUUGUGCUGAAGAUGUUGGGCAUUGGCGAUAUCCAGGCGCUUAUUGACCACGUCCAGGGGCUUGGUCUCCACGAGUCUAAAGACCAUAAGAAGACUCUCGAAAAUAUUAAGGAAGGGAAGUUUACUCUUCGUGAUUUCCAACUGCAAAUGCUGAAUUUCAUGAAGAUCGGCCUGAUCGCGCUGAUCGCGCUGAUGAUCCCGGGGAUGCUGGGGAUCAUGAGCCAGAUCGGCGAGGAAGAAACUCAGAAGAAGAUGAAGAGCAUGGUGUACAUCAUGGACCUGAUGACGGCUAAAGAGCUCGACUCCGACGGGCGCAUUUUCACCGACGAACCCCUGCGGAUUGUACGGGUAGCUCGCGGGGCCGGGUGCCAGGCCAUCGAGGUGGAAAUGGUGUUACAGCAGCACCGGAUGAUGGGGCUGAUGGCCAAGAACGCCAUGGCGGCGCAGAACGCUCAACAGAACCCCCAGAUGGCGCGGAUGAUGCAACAGGCUCAGGGCAACCCAGGUUUCAUGCAACAGGCGAUGCAGAUGAUGGGGGGUGCCGGUGGCGCUGGUGCUGGCGGCAUGGGAGGCAUGAUGCAACAGAUGAUGCUGAACCCGCAAAUGAUGCAACAGGCGCAACAGAUGAUGGCGCUGAACCCCCAGAUGAUGCAGCAGGCCCAGCAGAUGAUGCAGAACCCGGGGAUGAUGCAGAAGAUGAUGAGCCAGUUCAUGGGCGGCGGCGGCAUGGGCGGCAUGGGCGGCAUGGGGAUGUGA
This is a messenger RNA of Diutina rugosa, 1668 nucleotides long. It is a transcript of the gene SRP54, whose product is annotated as RNA-binding signal recognition particle subunit. The record is from RefSeq and is a predicted model, not a curated record. The transcript has a single exon. Gene Ontology annotation, molecular function: GTP binding; endoplasmic reticulum signal sequence receptor activity; ATP hydrolysis activity. Gene Ontology annotation, biological process: SRP-dependent cotranslational protein targeting to membrane, translocation; SRP-dependent cotranslational protein targeting to membrane. Bases 1 to 1668 code for a protein of 555 amino acids. Gene Ontology annotation, cellular component: cytosol; signal recognition particle, endoplasmic reticulum targeting. NCBI's taxonomy places the organism in Eukaryota, Fungi, Ascomycota, Pichiomycetes, Serinales, Debaryomycetaceae.